Molecule: messenger RNA, 2142 nt
Organism: Beauveria bassiana ARSEF 2860
Lineage: Eukaryota; Fungi; Ascomycota; Sordariomycetes; Hypocreales; Cordycipitaceae
Product: adrenoleukodystrophy protein
Exons: 4
Coding region: 1-2142 (713 amino acids)
Biological process (GO): very long-chain fatty acid catabolic process; long-chain fatty acid import into peroxisome; peroxisome organization
Cellular component (GO): peroxisomal membrane
Molecular function (GO): ATP binding; ATP hydrolysis activity; ABC-type transporter activity
Source: RefSeq, a predicted model, not a curated record
AUGGCUACGCAGUCCAAGUUUGCCCUCCCGGGCAACGUCAACGUCCGCGGCCUCGCCACGCAGCUCGUCAAGCUCUACGUCGCCAACCGCUCACGCAUCUCCCGCGCCGUCUGGAUUACCCUCUUUGUCGCGCUCAUCCACCGCAUCCGCAACGCCAUUGCCGAGCAAAAGGCCGCCUCGGCCCGGGAAUCCGCCCAACGCUCGUCGCGCCGCGCCACCGUCUCCCAGCCCGGCGAUGCCAGCGGGCCCGAUGCGCCGCGCAAAAAGGUGGCGCUGGACCGCGAGUUUUUUCGCUCUCUCAUGCGCCUGAUUCGCAUCGUCGUGCCGGGCUGGCGCAGCAAGGAGGCGCGGCUGCUCAUCAGCCACAGCUUCUUCCUGGUGCUGCGCACGCUGAUUAGUCUCAAGGUCGCGGAGAUGGACGGUGCGAUUGUCAAGGCGCUUGUGCGCGGCAACGGCAAGGAGUUCAUCUCGAGGAUUGUGUGGUGGAUGAUUAUUGCGGUUCCUGCUACAUUUACGAAUUCCAUGCUUUCCUAUCACCAAGCGGAGUUGUCGCUUAAUUAUAGAACACGACUCACUCAGUUCAUUCACGACAAAUACCUCUCCAACCUCACCUUUUACGGCAUUUCAGCUCUCGAUGACCGUAUAAAGAAUCCCGAUCAGCUUAUUGCAGUCGACGUGUCCAAAUUCUCCAACAGCUUGGCUGAGCUCUACAGCAACCUGGCCAAGCCUAUACUUGACAUGACCAUCUACACCUACUCCCUCUCCAAGAGCGUUGGCGGUGAGGGCGUCGUCUUCAUGUCACUCCUCGUCCAGCUCUCCGCCAACGUGAUGCGGAUCCUGACGCCGCCCUUCGGCAAGUACGUGGCCGACGAGGCGCGCCUCGAAGGCGAGUUCCGAUUCCAGCACUCGCGUCUCAUCGACUACGCCGAGGAAGUGGCCCUCUACAACGGUCACACGGCCGAAAAGGACACGCUCGACAAGGGCUACUUUACGCUCAUCAAGCACGUCAACUACAUCCUGCGCCGCCGCUUCUACCACGGUUUCAUGGAGGAUUUCGUCAUCAAGUACUUUUGGGGCGCCCUCGGCCUUGUCCUCUGUUCCGUACCUGUCUUUGUCAAGCUGCCCGGCGCCCAACCCGGCAUGAACAUGGGCGACCGCACCGAGUCGUUUGUCACCAACCGUCGCAUGCUGCUCUCCGCCUCGGACGCUUUUGGGCGCAUCAUGUUCUCGUACCGUGAAAUCAUGGAGCUCGCGGGCUACACCUCGCGUGUGGACUCGCUGCUCAACGUCAUGGACGAUAUCCAGUCAGGUCACUUUGAGAAGAAUCUAGUAUCCUCGUCUGGGACCGAGAACAACGAAGCUGUACUCAAGGGCCGCGGCACCAUCCACGAGAGCAAGGACAUAUCCUUUAUUGACGUGCCCAUCGUCUCGCCCAACGGCGAUGUUCUUGUCGAGGCGCUAACCUUUUCCAUCAAUCACGGCGACCAUCUCCUCGUCGUCGGCCCCAACGGCUGCGGCAAGUCAUCUCUCUUCCGCAUUCUCGGCGGCCUGUGGCCCGUGUAUGGCGGCACCGUGCACAAGCCGCCCUUUACCUCCAUCUUUUACCUGCCGCAACGGCCCUAUCUCUCGCGGGGCUCGCUCCGGCAGCAAAUCAUCUAUCCGGACUCGCUGCGGCAGAUGCGGCAGCGGGGCGCAACCGAUGCGGACCUGCUCGCCAUCCUCAAGACGCUCGAUCUGGCGCACCUAGUGGACCUGUACGACGAGGGCUGGGACGCCGAGGCCGAGUGGCGCGACGUGCUGUCGGGUGGCCUGCAGCAGCGCGUCGCCAUGGCGCGCCUGUUUUACCACCGACCAAAGUACGCCAUCCUCGACGAGUGCACGAGCAGCGUCACCCUCGAGACGGAAAAGGUCAUGUACGAACAUGCAAAGGCGCUCGGCAUCACGCUCAUGACGGUCAGCCACCGCCGCAGCCUGUGGAAGUACCACACGCACAUUCUCCAGUUUGACGGCCAGGGACACUACGUCUUUACGAAGCUGGAUGCGGACAAGCGACUGAAGCUUGAGGAUGAGAAGGAGGACUUGGAUAUCAAGCUGCGGCAGGUGCCCGAGCUGGAGAGACGCAUGGCGGAGCUCACAUCAUAG